AUGACGUCGUGCGGCGACACACGAGCAGACCUGGAACUGCUCGUUUCCCUAACACGCAGGCCACAAUGUGUCCAACAUGGUGCCGAGGCCACGACUUCAGCUCUGGGCGGUGAAGGACCCGCUCCGUUGCCUUCCUCUGCUUUCUAUAACUUUGCAGAUACCUAUUCAUUGGAGGCAUCCCUGGAGCACUCCCCUUCAUGCUCGUCAGUACAAGUGAAAGUGCAUUUCUGCUCACAGUGCAGCUAUGUGACCAAAAAAAAAUCGGAUCUCAAGAGACAUCUUCGCACCCACACGGGCGAGCAGCCCUUCCCGUGCCACUUGUGUCCAGCUGCAUUCACUCGAAACAGCAAGCUCGUGGCUCAUUUGCGCACCCACACUGGAGAACGCCCCUAUUCCUGUAUUCACUGCGAUGCAUCCUUUUCACUCAAUAGCACCCUCAAGGCCCACAUGCGCACCCACACAGGAGAACGUCCCUAUUCCUGUAUUCACUGCGAUGCAUCCUUUUCACUCAAUAGCACCCUCAAGGCCCACAUGCGCACCCACACAGGAGAACGUCCCUAUUCCUGUAUUCACUGCGAUGCCUCCUUUUCGUUCAGAGAAGCCCUCAAGACCCACUUGCGCACCCACACAGGAGAACGUCCCUAUUCCUGUAUUCACUGCGAUGCAUCCUUUUCACUCAAUAGCACCCUCAAGGCCCACAUGCGCACCCACACAGGAGAACGUCCCUAUUCCUGUAUUCACUGCGAUGCAUCCUUUUCAGUCAAUACCACCCUCAAGGCCCACAUGCGCACCCACACAGGAGAACGUCCCUAUUCCUGUAUUCACUGCGAUGCAUCCUUUUCACUCAAUAGCACCCUCAAGACCCACAUGCGCACCCACACUGGAGAACGUCCCUAUUCCUGUCAGCAAUGCAAUGCAACCUUUUCGUUUAAAACGGCCUUCAAGACCCACAUGCGCACUCAUACGGGGGAGCGUCCCUUUUCGUGUGACCAAUGCCACGCGUCGUUUUCGCAGAGGUCGCAUCUUGUUAGGCACAUGCGCACCCACUCAGGAGAGCAUCGUUUUUCUUGUGACCAAUGCAGUGCAUUCUUUCGUCGCCAAGCCACGCUAGCUCGGCACAUGGCAGUUCAUUCCAAAGAGCGACCGUUUUCCUGUGUCUUGUGCCCUGAAUCCUUUACCCGGAAAAAGGAACUCGGAGAUCACAUGCUUCAUUGCCAUGAAAAGAAGAUGACUUAAUUGUGAGUGGCAUAUAUUUUUUUUUCGUGUGUGUGGGGACAGUGGAGGUUUAAUAGUCUACGGCUUGAUAAGGCAAUGUAAUGUCCUUGGAAAUGAAAUGAGUUUUAGAUGCCAGAAAAUUAGAGUUUCUUGCAAAAUGUUCUUUUUCCACAUUUCUGAUAUUCAUUGCAGCACAUUCUUUUCAAGGUAACAGCGCUGCUAUAAAAGUAAGGGACCUACAGGCUUUCUUUGAAGAGGGGUGGGUGGAAUUGGAUGGCAGGGUUUGUUCAGGUAAUAGUGUAACUGUUAGUUGAGGCUAGGAAAGUGGCAUCAAUCUUCAAGUCACUCUGUCGAAUGGCACCAAUUUCUGGAAGCAAUCAAAUGUUAAAAAGAGAGUUAUAAGCAGAGUCCGCUAAUGUCAGGGUCUGCCCAUAACACCGGAAUGAGCCAGUCUUCGAGGAGAAGUUCUGUAGAUGAGCUGGAGGUGCAAAAAGCAACAGUGUUUGUUUACAUGAAUAGUGGUUACAUAUCUUUAUGUUACUGAUGUUAAUAAGUUUACACAGAUUCAACAAAAGAGCAUAUUUCUUCCUGUUUCUAUUGCAAUCCAUCCUGUUUGAAGGAAGAGCCCCAAAGAUUACAUGCACACCCAUACUGGGUAACACCCCUUUAUCUGUGGCAACUGCAGUCUGUACUUUUCAUCCUGAGAGCAUUCAAUCUGCAACAGGUCCCACCGUCAUGCAAACAAGGUGCCCUAAAGAUCAGGGGAAUGCAGCCGUUUUUUCGUGAGCUUUAGUUGAUUGAAGUUCUGUCGUUGCUGUUGAUUUCCACUUGCUGGGAAGGUUUUGGAAUUCCUCGCUGUUUGAGUUUUCUUUAGUAUGUUGCUUUCAGUGGCUUCUGUCGUGGUUACUUUCAACACGAGCGAAGAAGUUGAAUGUUAGGCUCGCAUUGAAUGUGGACCGCAGAGUUUUGUUUAGUAUUGCUCAGCACAUCUAGCAUACAUAAAUUUAGUUACUUUUUCUGUGAAAUGACCAAUGACCAUUUGUUAGUCUGCUGUAUGUAACCAGACUCUCCUUUAUAAUUCUUUGUAUAAGUUUAUCGUACAAAUAAACAUAAUUGAAAUUUGUA
Messenger RNA from Rhipicephalus microplus (southern cattle tick), 2340 nucleotides. RefSeq lists its product as uncharacterized. The record is from RefSeq and is a predicted model, not a curated record. Gene Ontology annotation, cellular component: nucleus. Gene Ontology annotation, biological process: regulation of transcription by RNA polymerase II. Lineage: Eukaryota; Metazoa; Arthropoda; Arachnida; Ixodida; Ixodidae. Gene Ontology annotation, molecular function: DNA-binding transcription factor activity, RNA polymerase II-specific.